Daldinia loculata is the source of this 831-nucleotide messenger RNA. RefSeq lists its product as uncharacterized. The record is from RefSeq and is a predicted model, not a curated record. The coding region runs from base 1 to 831 and encodes 276 amino acids. The transcript has a single exon. NCBI's taxonomy places the organism in Eukaryota, Fungi, Ascomycota, Sordariomycetes, Xylariales, Hypoxylaceae.
AUGACUGGAAUGAUAGUCCAGGAGGGUCUACCACCUGAACACGCUUCUGGUGGUGGUAGCGGCCUCUUUAGACUCCUCGACCUCCCCCUGGAACUUCGAAAUGAGAUCUACGCACACUUACUUGUCCAGACGGAACCAGUCGACUGCUCAAGGGUAUGGUUCUCGACGGCAGCUCGACAUCUACGUCGGCUUGCGAAGGAAAAUGCGCCUGAUUGCUGUAGCCAGAACUACGCAUGUACGCACUACGAUGCGCGGCUGCGCCCGCGAACGGGCCUCCUGCGGGCGUGCCGCCAGGUGAGUAACGAGGCGCUUGAGGUUUUGUAUACCCAAAGCGUGUUCCGUGUCGACCUCGAGAGCCGCUCUAAGUUCCUACGGUUCUUCACCAUCGGCGAGGCGAAUCUACGCCGCGUGCGCCAUCUACGCCUCAAUGCCUUUACUGCGUAUUAUUCGUACCGUAUAGCCGGGCCCGGCGAGAAGCAGUGGCAGUUCUUCCGCCCCGUAGCCCUCGAUGCGGCGUUCUGGACGGCAUUGCUCGAGGGCUUGCUUACUCUUGAGUUCAUCAUGAAAGUACCUACCUGGGGCCAUCAUAGCGGAUGGCCGGUGUGGGUUGGGCAGCUUGAGACCGUGCUAAGUUUCGUGGGCGAGCGUAUCGACGAGGGCACGGAUGUUACUAUUGACGAUAACUACUCGAUGUUUCUGUGCGAGGCUGUUGAUCGGUGUUUCCGGAAGCCUUUCCGCAGGGUGAGGACUAAGGAGGGCGAUGCUUAUUAUUAUAGGACCCGGUUUGAUCCGGAUAAUAUCACUGGUCCUGUGGCUAGUGAUGAGGGCUAG